AUGCGGCGAGAAGACCGUGGGGGUGACGGGAGGGAAGGCGCGACCGAACGCCCACACCGACCCGCCCGUCUGGCCCUCGGCGCCGAGGCCACCGUCGGCAACUCCCCGACGCCUGCAAACAAGAUCCAUCCCCUUACGUCAACCCGAGUCCUCUCUCUCUCCCACCGUCCCCAGCCCUCCUCCGUCCCCUCCAUCACUCCUCGCGGCCCACCGCCACCCCCCAUCAAACCCCCCAGGGCCCCUCCUCCCUCCGUUCCCUCCCGUCACGCACCCCCAGCCUUCCCCUCGACCCUUCCCACGCACCCACGCACCCACGCACCCACGCACCCACCCUGCCCAGCCCAGCCCCCAUUUUACUCCCGCCCCCUCCCAAAUCCGGCAUCCCCGUUUCCAUUGGUCCCGCUCGAUCGUCCAACCACGCUUUCCGGGGUGGAGACCGUCCACGCGAACGGGGCCGUGUCCCGGGCUCCCCCUUUUGCAAUUCACCGGUCAAUUCAUCUCCCUCCCCCCUCCGAGCCUGCUCUUCUUUUUUUUCCGCCGUCCCAAAACGGGCCGCGCCAUGCCCUCUUUCCGACGCCUGCCCAGAUCGCGAUCUGCACCCAGCCCGAGCCUGCCUUGGCUGCCGCCAGACCUGCCAGGACCUGCCCCCAGCCCCUCCCUUCCAACCCCCCGCUCUCGCUCGCACCGCUCCCAACCGCUUCGAUCCCACGUUCUAGCCAUCUAGCCACAGCCACCCGUCCCUCGCGAACCACCCCCCCCCCUUCCCCCUCCCAUCCUUCCUUUCGUCCUCUCCUCCCCGAUCGCCUUCUCCCAGCCCAAGCACGCCGUCCUCCACCCACAAGCCCAAACACGAACAUCGCCCUUUUCGGUCGUCCUGACACAUCUCCCGCCUCCAGCCUUUCUCCGAUCACCGGCCCCUCCCCUCCCUCCUCCCGCAUACCCACUUAUCAUGUGCAUCUUCACUGA
Heterobasidion irregulare TC 32-1 is the source of this 966-nucleotide messenger RNA. RefSeq lists its product as uncharacterized. The record is from RefSeq and is a predicted model, not a curated record. The transcript is spliced from 4 exons. Lineage: Eukaryota; Fungi; Basidiomycota; Agaricomycetes; Russulales; Bondarzewiaceae. Bases 1 to 966 code for a protein of 321 amino acids.